AAGUGGCAGAUCUUUCUUUAACUUCAACUAAUCAAUCCAUUACUGCCAAAUGGAAUUUAACUGAAGGUUCUAAAAAAUUUAAUGUGAGCAUUACAUCAGAUGGCAUGAAUAGCACGACUAAUGUCACUGAUCAAUUGAAUUAUACUUUCAAUGAACUGGACGCAGCAGUAAAAUACACCGUCACUGUCAUCACUCUUUCUGAGAAAUCUAAAUUAGAAAGCGAUCCUGCUGAACGAUCAGUGUAUACCACCCCAUCUGCUGUUUAUAAUCUCAAAGUAAUGAAGGUGACAAAUGAAAGCGUUGAACUGAGCUGGAAUCACUCAGGACGAUAUGAUUUCUAUUCAGUACACGUGUCAGAUGUAUCCAAACUACGUAAUACAACUGAAAGAACAAUUGUGAUAUCAGGUCUUACACCAGGGAAAAUGUAUAAUUUCACAGUUACUGCUAUAGUUAAUAGUACUACCAAAAGUGUGCCAAAGAGUGUUUCUACUUACACCAAGCCUUCACGUGUCCUGAAUCUAAAAUCAGCAGAUAAUAAUGAAAGACUCAUACAUGCUUCCUGGACAAAACCUGAUGAAACCCUUUCGGGUUACCGUGUUUGUCUUAAUGAAAACAAUACAUUUUGCAAUAAAUGCAAUGAUUUCAACGAUUGCAGUGAGUGUGUAAACUGUACUAACACAACCUCAACAGCUGCAUGGGUAAACUUUCCAGGUAAAACACCUGGCACAAAAUAUAUUCUGUGUGUGGCUGCACUAACAAACAACAACGAAACACAAGGAGAAAUGGUUCAAAUUGAUGCUUACACACGUCCAAGCAAAGUAGCAAAUCUUUCUUUAACUUCAACUUCUCAAUCUAUUAAUGUAAGCUGGGAGUUAAUUGAAGGUUAUAAAGAAUUCAAUGUGAGCAUUAAAGCAGAUGGCCGGAUUCAGACAUUCAAUGUCACUGAUCAAUCAAGUUAUUUUUUUGAUAAACUACAAGCAGCAGUAAACUACACCAUCACUGUCAUCACUCUUUCUGAGAAACCUAAACUGGAAAGUGAUCCUGUUGAACAAUCACUGCAUACUAAACCUGUUUCUCCUGUAUGGGCAACUGCUACUGUUCUCAACCACACUGCUAUAAAUGUAAUCUGGGGAGUUCCCACAGAGUUGACAGGAAACUCAACAAUUACGUAUAAGGUGACAGCUCACUCUCACAGGAAUACACCUAAUGAAAGCUGUGUAACCCAGAAUAAUUUCAUCUUUAAUAAAUUAAAACCGGGAACAAACUAUAGCUUUAAUGUCAGUGUUAUGGCUGGCAAGGAGGCGAGUGAUCCAAAGACUGCUUAUGGAAUGACAGUCCCUAAUAAGAAGAAAGUGACUUUUGUAUUGAUGUGCACCAGUGAGACAUCACUUUACUGUAGCAAGAAUACAACUCUGGCAGAAAUAAAAGAAGAGCUUGAAGAACAGUUUGGAAAUAAUUAUAAAGAUGCCUACUGGAAACUCAAAAAGAUUGACAGAAAAUGAUGAUGUCCAAUCCCUACAACAAAAACGUGGAUCACUGCCCUGCAGUCCUUAUACUACUGAUAUAAAUAACAGCAAUGCAGAAGUCACAGACUAUCAGUUUCAACUUCAUUUAGUUGCAGUUCCUCGGUUUAUCAUGUUUUUUAAAGAGUUCUUGUGUUGCAUUGCAUGAAUUAUUGGAGAUUGAUAUGUAUGUAUAUUUUCAUUAUUAAAAUUAAGCUAUAAUUAUGUCAUAUGUUUCUUUAUAGUUUUCAUCUUUAUACUCAUAUAUUUUCAUGCAUUUAUCUGCCAAAAAGGAAUUGUAUAGUAAAACAAAGUCUGGUUAAUUUAACCAUACAGCCUGACAAAUAAUGUUUCAGGAACCUUUGUGUAGGAGUAUACUGAGUUAUUUUUAUUUUUGCUGGGGUUUUUUUUACAUUUGUAGUCUUUCUAAGAUGGGUCUUGUUAGUCUUUAGCUCUCGUGUUUUAUUAUUUCUGUCAGUGUAUAUGCAUUAGUGAAAUUAUUGAUUCAUGUUUGCU
This is a messenger RNA of Misgurnus anguillicaudatus (oriental weatherfish), 2018 nucleotides long. Lineage: Eukaryota; Metazoa; Chordata; Actinopteri; Cypriniformes; Cobitidae. The record is from RefSeq and is a predicted model, not a curated record.